Molecule: messenger RNA, 2069 nt
Organism: Striga asiatica
Lineage: Eukaryota; Viridiplantae; Streptophyta; Magnoliopsida; Lamiales; Orobanchaceae
Source: the annotation of a GenBank genome assembly
AUUCUGUUGGUGUGGAAAGUGGAAAUUCCGCUCCACCGACAGUGCCCCAUUGAAAUCUCCAAAUGAGAAAAAUAUGGUUCAACAGAAGAUAUUCCCACGCAACUCUUUCAGCUUUCAUACCUCUCAUUACAGUUGUAUUCUUGCGGGCAUUUUUCAAAAUCUACUGUCGGCAAUUAAAGCCUUCCCCUCUCCCUAUCUCUCACGCUCAAACAACAAAUCAAGAUAAAGAAGUCACCAAAAUAAUGUUAUUGAAUAGACUUGUUGAAUAUUGUUAGAGGCCGUUGAAGGCUUGAAGGAUUAAAAGUCCUAAGUAAAGCUGCUCUUGAGCAAAGCUUCUGCCACCAUUUGAUUUGUUCUCUUUCUCUCUCUCUCUCUACUAGUUGAGUUGCAGAUCUUGAAAGCAAGAACAGUCUGCAAGUAGCCGAAGCAAUGGAGCUUGGCUUCCGAUCUCUAUUGAGAUUUGCAGCCCCCACUUUUUUGUUGCUUUCUUGUUACACCUUCACUUCAACUGAAGCAUACGAUGCACUCGAUCCAAAUGGAAACAUCACUAUCAAAUGGGACGUCAUCAAUUGGACUCCCGAUGGCUACGUGGCUGUUGUUACGAUGUUCAACUUCCAACAAUACCGCCACAUCCAAGCUCCUGGGUGGAGCCUCGGGUGGAGUUGGGCGAAAAAGGAAGUGAUAUGGAGCAUGAUGGGCGGGCAAACAACCGAACAAGGAGAUUGUUCGAGGUACAAAGGGAACAUCCCACAUUGCUGCAAGAAAGACCCCACAAUAGUGGACCUCUUGCCUGGGACUCCUUACAAUCAGCAGAUUGCAAACUGCUGCAAAGGAGGAGUCAUCAACUCCUGGGCUCAAGACCCUACAAAUGCUGCCAGCUCAUUCCAGGUCAGCGUGGGAGCUGCGGGGACCACCAACAAGACUGUGAGGCUCCCAAGGAACUUCACCCUCAAGGCUCCUGGGCCGGGCUACACGUGUGGGCCUGCUAAGAUCGUCAGGCCCACCAAGUUUGUUACACAGGAUGGGAGAAGGUUCCUAGCUCAAAAAACUCCUACAUGUUGUGUCUCAUUGUCGUCAUUUUACAAUGACACUAUCAUCCCUUGCCCGACUUGUACCUGUGGAUGCCAAAAUAACCUUACUCAGCCUGGGAGCUGUGUCAAUCCUGAUUCGCCAUAUCUUGCUUCGGUUGUUUCGGAAAGAGGGAGGAGUAAUAAUCUGGCGCCUCUAGUCCAGUGCACCACUCACAUGUGCCCCAUUCGGGUACACUGGCACGUGAAGGUCAACUACAAGGAGUACUGGCGUGUUAAGGUCUCAAUAACCAACUUUAAUUACAGGAUGAAUUAUACGCAGUGGAACUUGGUCGUCCAGCAUCCCAACUUUGACAAUUUGACUGAGAUUUUCAGCUUCAAUUACAAGCCUCUCAAUCCUUACCAAAAUAUAAAUGAUACUGCAAUGCUAUGGGGCGUCAAAUUCUACAACGACUUGCUCACGCAAGCAGGCCCACUAGGAAACGUGCAGUCGGAGCUUCUUUUCCGAAAGGACAAAAACACAUUCACUUUCGAAAAGGGUUGGGGUUUCCCCAGAAGAAUUUAUUUCAAUGGUGACAAUUGUGUCAUGCCGCCUCCCGACGCUUAUCCAUAUCUGCCAAACGCGACUUUGCGCCAAAGUGUCUCGUUUUUAUUGCUACUCAUCUCUCUCUUAUCGUCUUUCCAUUUCGCGUGCUUUUAAGAAUUUCGGCCCUUGCUUUGAAACGGAGGGUUCUCGUUUUGUGGCAUUGGCUAGUGGAAUGAAAGAGCUAAUUGAAAGAAUUUGUCAUAUAUGUGGUGCAGGAGUUUGGCAAGAACUUUGUGGGGAUGUUAAAACUUUCUUGCUUACUGUAAUUUUGGUUGGAUUCAGUGGCAUUUUUUUAGUUUUGUAGUUGGAAUGUACGACUUGUAUUGUUUAUAUAGUAUUUAUUACAGGAAUUUUAUUUCGAAUAAGAACAGUUUGAUAUAUACAGCUGAUUGUAAAAUAUUUUAAAUUAUUUUUUCUCAUUGCUAUAUUAUUAUUAUCUGUUUGUAUUUUUUUUU